AUGACUGCCAAAGCUUCUUGCAUCCGCAGGGCUCAGCCUCUCACUGUCGUUAUCAAACUAGGCACUAGUUCCAUUGUCGAUGAAAAGACUCAUGAGCCUCUUCUGCCUAUCCUGACCUUGAUUGUCGAUACCGCCGUCAAGCUGCGCAAGGAGGGCCAUCGAGUCGUCAUUGUCUCUUCUGGCGCCAUCGGCGUUGGCCUGAGACGCAUGGAUGUUGAUCGCCGUCCUAAGCAUCUGGCCCAACUUCAGGCCUUGGCCGCUAUUGGACAGUGCCGUCUCAUUUCCCUUUGGGAUAGCCUAUUUAGCCACUUGGACCAGCCUGUUGCUCAGAUCCUUCUUACCAGGAAUGAUAUUGCCGACCGUACCCGUUACCUCAACGCCCAAAAUACAUUCAAUGAGUUGCUUGACAUUGGCGUCAUCCCCAUUGUCAACGAGAACGAUACCCUCGCUGUGUCUGAAAUCAAAUUCGGUGACAAUGAUACUUUAUCCGCCAUCACCGCGGCCAUGAUUCACGCCGACAUGCUCUUCCUCAUGACCGAUGUCGACUGUCUCUAUGACAAGAACCCUCGCACCAACCCCGAUGCCCGAGCCAUCGAGGUUGUUGAUGAUAUCGGCGCCCUUGAGGCAGAUGUCUCGAGCGCUGGUUCAUCUCUCGGCACCGGUGGCAUGAUGACCAAGAUUAUUGCUGCCAAGCUGGGUACCUCGGCUGGCGUGACGACCAUCAUCACCCGGUCGUCGAACCCUGGCAAUAUUCUUGGCAUUGUCAACUACCUCUACAGUUCUCCUAGGUCCUCGGUGAUAGACGACCCAGAGAACGGAAAUUCUCUUUCCCGCACCGCCUCCCUCAACCUCAUGGCUCCCUCGGGCGUCGGUUUCAACGGCCCCCCUCUCCACACCCGCUUCCUGCCUUCCAGCGAUCCUAUCCGCGAUCGCCACUUCUGGCUACUUCACACACCGAGCCCCCACGGCACCGUCUACAUUGACGCUGGUGCCCACAAGGCGCUGCUCGGCAAGGCCGGUCUCCUACCCGUCGGUGUCGUCGACGUCGAGGGCAACUUUGCUUCGCACGAGCCUGUUCGCAUCGUGGCCGUGAACCGUCGAAAGACGCCUGGCCCUGAUGGCAAGAUGUGGGAUGGCGUCCCGGAAGAGAUUGGUCGCGCUCUGGUUAACUACGCGUCGUCUGAGAUUUCCCGCAUCAUGGGACACCAGAGUGUUGAGAUUGGCGAGCUACUCGGCUACGCCGACAGCGAGUAUGUCGCUCACAGAUCGCAUAUUGCCUUUGUGCGUAAUAACAGCCGGCCUGUGUCUCCCACCAUGAUGAGCAUGGUUUAG
This is a messenger RNA of Beauveria bassiana ARSEF 2860, 1332 nucleotides long. RefSeq names its product glutamate 5-kinase. The record is from RefSeq and is a predicted model, not a curated record. Gene Ontology annotation, molecular function: ATP binding; RNA binding; glutamate 5-kinase activity. Bases 1 to 1332 code for a protein of 443 amino acids. The transcript is spliced from 5 exons. Gene Ontology annotation, cellular component: cytosol; cytoplasm. Lineage: Eukaryota; Fungi; Ascomycota; Sordariomycetes; Hypocreales; Cordycipitaceae.